Molecule: messenger RNA, 2753 nt
Organism: Nomascus leucogenys (northern white-cheeked gibbon)
Lineage: Eukaryota; Metazoa; Chordata; Mammalia; Primates; Hylobatidae
Gene: ZCCHC7
Product: zinc finger CCHC-type containing 7
Exons: 10
Coding region: 174-1859 (561 amino acids)
Molecular function (GO): zinc ion binding; nucleic acid binding
Source: RefSeq, a predicted model, not a curated record
AAAGGCGACGACUAGAGCUGUGUUGUCCCCGGAAGUGCCUUCCCUCUCGGGUCUGCGCGGACGCGGCCUCCUUACCUCAUUUGUCCUCGCCCCUCCCCGUCCCUCUACGCGUUUUGGUUCCCGGUUGGUGCUUCCUGUUCGCAGCUGCGGCACUUCAAGGUUACUGACUUUUUAUGAUGUUUGGUGGCUAUGAGACUAUAGAAGCAUACGAAGAUGAUCUUUAUCGAGAUGAGUCAUCUAGUGAACUGAGUGUUGAUAGUGAGGUGGAAUUUCAACUCUAUAGCCAAAUUCAUUAUGCCCAAGAUCUUGAUGAUGUCAUCAGGAAGGAAGAACAUGAAGAAAAGAAUUCUGGGAAUUCGGAUACUUCGAGUAGUAAACCAAAUCAGAAGAAGCUAAUCGUCCUUUCAGAUAGUGAGGUCAUCCAGCUGUCAGAUGGGUCAGAGGUCAUCACUUUGUCUGAUGAAGACAGUAUUUAUAGAUGUAAAGGAAAGAAUGUUAGAGUUCAAGCACAAGAAAAUGCCCAUGGUCUGUCUUCUUCUCUUCAAUCUAAUGAGCUGGUUGAUAAGAAAUGCAAGAGUGAUAUCGAGAAGCCUAAAUCUGAAGAGAGAUCAGGUGUAAUCCGAGAGGUCAUGAUUAUAGAGGUCAGUUCAAGUGAAGAGGAAGAGAGCACCAUUUCGGAAGGUGAUAAUGUGGAAAGCUGGAUGCUACUGGGAUGUGAAGUAGAUGAUAAAGAUGAUGAUAUCCUUCUCAACCUUGUGGGAUGUGAAAACUCUGUUACUGAAGAGCCAGUUCUGGACCUGAAAUCUUACUUCCCCCCUCUCUCUCUGCUUGGUACCACAGGAGAAGAUGGUAUAAACUGGUUCAUCAGUGACAAAGACAUUGAGGCCCAGAUAGCUAAUAACCGAACACCUGGAAGAUGGACCCAGCGAUACUAUUCAGCCAACAAAAACAUUAUCUGUAGAAAUUGUGACAAACGUGGCCAUUUAUCAAAAAACUGCCCCUUACCACGAAAAGUUCGUCGCUGCUUCCUGUGCUCCAGGAGAGGACAUCUCCUGUAUUCCUGUCCAGCCCCUCUUUGCGAAUACUGUCCUGUGCCUAAGAUGUUGGACCACUCAUGUCUUUUCAGACAUUCCUGGGAUAAACAGUGUGACCGAUGUCAUAUGCUAGGCCACUAUACAGAUGCUUGCACAGAAAUCUGGAGGCAGUAUCACCUAACGACCAAACCUGGACCACCCAAAAAGCCGAAGACCCCUUCAAGACCAUCAGCCUUAGCAUAUUGCUAUCACUGUGCGCAAAAAGGCCAUUAUGGACACGAAUGUCCAGAAAGAGAAGUGUAUGACCCGUCUCCGGUGUCUCCAUUCAUCUGCUACUAUGAUGACAAAUAUGAAAUUCAGGAGAGAGAAAAGAGACUAAAACAAAAAAUAAAAGUACUCAAGAAAAAUGGGGUUAUCCCAGAGCCAUCCAAGCUACCUUACAUAAAAGCAGCAAAUGAGAACCCCCACCAUGAUAUAAGGAAGGGCCGUGCCUUGUGGAAAAGCAACAGGUGGCCUCAAGAAAACAAAGAAACACAAAAAGAAAUGAAGAACAAGAAUAGAAACUGGGAGAAGCACAGGAAGGCUGACAGACAUCGUGAAGUGGAUGAGGAUUUUCCCAGGGGCCCCAAAACCUAUUCUCCUGGCAGUUUUAAAACCCAGAAGCCUUCCAAGCCCUUUCACCAUUCAUUGCAUUACCACACGUCAAGAGAAGACAAGUCUGCCAAGGAGGGCAAGAGGGGCAAGCAGAAGAAAAAGGAGAGGUGCUUGGAAGAUGAUGACUAUGAUAACUUAUUUCUUAUUAAGCAGAGAAAAAAAAAGUCUUAAGCCGUCAGGCAGCCUCUAAUGUGGCUUUUCAUUGUUCAUUUGGCCUUUGUGUCUAUAACCUUCUGGCAUUGUGUUUAUUAUCUAUGAUUAAAUAAAGUGAGUUUUUGGUUUUGUUUUUUUAAUUUCAGCCAUUCCUAGAGUUACUGAAUAUCCAUGGAGGUCUCAAUUCUCUGUGUCCAACAGGAUAUUAGGUAAGAAAGUACAAAGAUAAACAUGGACUUCUCCUAUUCCAGUAUGUCAUCUUUACUCAGAAUCCUAGGGAUAGGUAGAAGAAUUCAUCUUUUCAAGAAAACUUUUAAAAAAUACUUUGGAAAAAAAAACUGCAUCAAAGGUAAUUCAUCCUCAACAUGAGUAUGAAAUUAAAUCCUUGCAGGAAGAGAAAUUAACACUAAGAAAAAGUUAUCAAUAUUUUUCAACUUUUUUUUUUUUUUUACAUUGGAAAGGACAAUAACUAUAUAUCUAUAUCCAGAUUUUCUUGCUGCUGAAGCUGUUGUCAGAAUCUUCCUUUGGACAAAACAUCACUAGCUGACUAUAAAAACAAAAGUGUCAUCAUUGAAGCCCUGAAGAGGCAGGGAAUUGAGCUUCAGCAAAAUACAGGUAAAGAACUAUCCAGUAUAAAUGUCAGAAGACAGAUUUCCUAAACAAGUAAAAGAGACAUCAAAAAUUUUAACAUAAUCACAAUGAAAUCAUUUUUUACCACUUUUACAGCAGUGUUUCAAGCAGACUGUCACUCAGAUCUGUAGAGAUGAAUAUUACUCAAAAAAUUGUUUUGUUCUCUUGCAUUUUUUUCAACUACUGCAAAGCUAUACAGAUUUUUUUGUACUUGUGGAUCUUUUAUACUUCUCAUAGCCUAAUGUCAGAAUAAGAAAAAUUAAAUAUCUGAAAGAGAGUAAA